AUGGGUAGAGUUAUCAGAAACCAGAGAAAAGGUGCAGGAUCCAUCUUCACCUCUCACACAAGGUUGAGAAAGGGAGCCGCCAAGUUGAGAAACUUGGAUUACGCCGAGAGACACGGAUACAUCAGAGGUGUUGUGAAGCAGAUUAUCCACGACCCAGGUAGAGGAGCACCUUUGGCCAAGGUUUCGUUCAGAGACCCAUACAAGUACAAGCUCAGAGAAGAGACAUUCAUUGCCAACGAGGGUGUGUACACGGGACAGUUCAUCUACUGUGGUAAGAAGGCCACUUUGAAUGUUGGAAACGUGCUUCCUUUGGGUGCAAUGCCAGAAGGUACAAUUGCCUCCAACGUUGAGGAGAAGAUUGGAGACAGAGGUGCCUUGGGAAGAACCUCUGGAAACUACGUUAUCAUCGUUGGCCACAACCCAGAUGAGAACAAGACCAGAGUCAAGCUUCCUUCAGGAGCCAAGAAGGUGAUCUCUUCGGAUGCCAGAGGUGUCAUCGGUAUCGUUGCCGGUGGAGGUAGAAUCGACAAGCCAAUGUUGAAGGCAGGAAGAGCCUUCUACAAGUACAGAGUGAAGAGAAACUCGUGGCCAAAGAACAGAGGUGUUGCCAUGAACCCUGUGGAUCACCCACACGGUGGUGGUAACCAUCAGCAUAUUGGUGCACCAUCUACCAUUGGUAGACGUGCCGUUGCCGGUCAGAAGGUUGGUUUGAUUGCAGCCAGAAGAACCGGUUUGCUCAGAGGUUCUAAGGAGAAGGCUCUUGAGGAGUAA
This is a messenger RNA of Brettanomyces bruxellensis, 771 nucleotides long. RefSeq names its product 60S ribosomal protein L2. The record is from RefSeq and is a predicted model, not a curated record. Gene Ontology annotation, molecular function: structural constituent of ribosome; RNA binding. The coding region runs from base 1 to 771 and encodes 256 amino acids. Gene Ontology annotation, cellular component: cytosolic large ribosomal subunit; ribosome. NCBI's taxonomy places the organism in Eukaryota, Fungi, Ascomycota, Pichiomycetes, Pichiales, Pichiaceae. Gene Ontology annotation, biological process: cytoplasmic translation. The transcript is spliced from 2 exons.